CAAUUCGUCCAUCCCUAAACCAGUUCGAGUUUCCCCCAAUUUGACAGCAAUUUUGUUAAUUUCAUCUUGAAAAGCAGAAAAACUGGGAUUUAAUAACAAAAAUGUCGCAGCGCUAAGGUGAAAACCAGCACUGUCUGCCCAAAAGGCAAAGCAAGCAGCGGAUAGCGCCGAAAAGUGUUCGACAUCAGCCUGCGGAGCCAGUGAAUCACUAGUAGAUAAAGACAUUGGAUUGGCCAGUGGAGCGCCCGCUGGAGGAGCAGCCACCAUAGCAGCCCCAUCGAUCGCCCCCAAUCCGCUCCCGCUCCAGCUCCAGGUGGAGGUGACCUCGACGCCUCGAGACACGCGCGCCCUUGCCGAAGUGGUGGCCCACAUAAAUAGCAUGGGAAACGACGAACAUCGGCGGCGGAAGACUCCUUGCGGAUUUUGCAUGGCGGUCUUCAAGUGGAUCCCGGUGCUGUUCAUCACCGCGGUGAUAGCCUGGUCCUACUACGCCUACGUGGUGGAGCUGUGCAUCCGCAACACGCAGAACACCAUUGGCAUGAUCUUCAUGCUGCUGUUCUACCACCUGUUUCUCACCCUGUUUAUGUGGUCCUACUGGCGCACCAUUAUGACCUCCGUGGGCCGAAUACCGGAUCAGUGGAGAAUACCGGACGAGGAAGUGACGCGACUUUUCCGGGCCGACAGCCCGGACACCCAGAAACGCAUUCUCAACAACUUUGCACGAGACUUGCCAGUCACUAAUCGCACAAUGAACGGCUCGGUGCGGUUCUGCGAAAAGUGUAAGAUCAUCAAGCCGGACCGUGCGCACCACUGCAGCGUGUGCAGCUGCUGCGUGCUGAAAAUGGACCACCACUGCCCCUGGGUGAACAACUGCGUCAACUUCUACAACUACAAGUACUUUGUACUGUUCCUGGGCUACGCCCUCGUCUACUGCCUGUAUGUGGCUUUCACCUCGCUGCACGACUUUGUCGACUUCUGGAAGGUAGGUGCCUACGAUAAUAAUGGUUACUCGGCACAGGGACAGCUGAACGCCAGCGGAAUGGGUCGUUUCCACAUCUUGUUCCUGUUCUUCAUCGCCAUAAUGUUUGCCAUUAGUUUGGUGAGUUUGUUUGGCUACCACAUCUACCUGGUGCUGAUGAAUCGCACGACACUGGAGUCAUUUAGGGCUCCGAUCUUCAGAGUUGGCGGCCCCGACAAGAAUGGCUACAACUUGGGCCGCUAUGCCAAUUUCUGCGAGGUAUUCGGCGACGACUGGCAGUACUGGCUCCUGCCCGUCUUCUCCAGUCGCGGUAGUGGCUACAGCUAUCCGACCUCCAGCGACCAGAGUCGAGUGUCCACCGCCUCGCCCGUCCAGCGGUACGAUGCCAUGGGGGAUACGGCCACCAGCAGGUUAGAUGGCAACCCAACAGAUAAGUUGAUUGGCGCUAGUCCCCUCGACUCCACUAACCAUCACCACAACCCAUCGCCUCAUCAAGUAAGAAGCACCAGCGCCCAGCCCAGCCAGCAGUUGCAGUUGCAGGUGCAGCCACCUCCACAAUUCCGGGACGAGCUGGACGAGCGGCCGGAUCAACUGGCAAACGGCCAGUCAUUAAACUGCAGCACGGCAGCAGUGAGGUCUAGUCAGGCCGCGGAUGGAGCAGCCAAUGGGGCGGCCGUAUACAUCGACAUGAUCGGGGACCAUCCGUUGGCCGGCACUGCUCUCGCCAAGGAUUACCCACGCCCGCCGAACGGCGAUCUGCCAGUUUGAAUUUCUCCCACUUACCAUGUUUCUGUAGAAUGUAUUAUGUGUUUGUACUAUAUAUAGCCGGGUAAACUGCCAGACCUGUCAUCUUUGCAGUUUGUAGUAAGCCAAUAAGUUACCUCUAUGCAAUUCAUGAACGGUUUAGUGUAGGCUAUUUAAAUGUUUAAAUGGCUGGGACCACAAUUCAUAUCCACCACAUAGUUACAUUCGACUAAGCUAACAUUAAGCAAUAUGUAAUUGGUUAUACACAAGCAUUUAUCGCCGUUUUAAUCGAUCGAAUUUUGUAAUGGAAAUUAGAAGAAUCGAAUUUGAGGGAUCCUGGUAGUUAAGACGGUUGCGCCGUUCAGAGAUUUGUACCUUGCUGUAACACACAUUCAUGGAACCAAUCAUCCUUGUAGAUACCAACCGAUCUUCAAGACUUAAUAAUGAUAAGCAACGAGAUUUCCCUUCACACGAUUAUCACACACGAAAUUCUGGCAUUUCUCAAUGCUUUUAAUUUAUGUAGUUAGUUAGUUACUGUUUGCAAGUUGAUUUUUAUACUUUUUAUUCUUUUGUACACCAAUUAUACCUAAAUACAUAUCUUAUUGAAUGUCUACUUCGAGUGACGAACUUAA
Messenger RNA from Drosophila subpulchrella, 2355 nucleotides. Its product is annotated as palmitoyltransferase ZDHHC20-B. The transcript is spliced from 7 exons. The coding region runs from base 380 to 1747 and encodes 455 amino acids. Gene Ontology annotation, molecular function: protein-cysteine S-palmitoyltransferase activity. Gene Ontology annotation, biological process: protein targeting to membrane; synaptic vesicle maturation; peptidyl-L-cysteine S-palmitoylation. NCBI's taxonomy places the organism in Eukaryota, Metazoa, Arthropoda, Insecta, Diptera, Drosophilidae. Gene Ontology annotation, cellular component: Golgi apparatus; endoplasmic reticulum. The record is from RefSeq and is a predicted model, not a curated record.